Messenger RNA from Lingula anatina, 3496 nucleotides. RefSeq names its product connector enhancer of kinase suppressor of ras 2. The record is from RefSeq and is a predicted model, not a curated record. Gene Ontology annotation, molecular function: protein binding. NCBI's taxonomy places the organism in Eukaryota, Metazoa, Brachiopoda, Lingulata, Lingulida, Lingulidae.
AUAAGAUUUGCACUUGCAGUAAAAAUGGCAUUCGUCAACAUUGCCAUUUGGAAACCAGAACAAGUGGCAGAAUGGCUCAAAGGCCUAGACGAUGCCAUGCUGCCAUACUACCAUUUCUUCCUGAAUGAGUCCAUUGAUGGCAAGCAUCUGAUGUCACUGACCUAUGAUGACUUAGACAGAAUAGGCAUUACCAAGAUUGGUCACCAAGAGAUGAUUUUAGAGGCAACAAAUUUGUUGGCAUCUCUGCACUAUUCCUUGGAGUCAGAGCACCUGCAGUCACUGGCCCUCAAACUUGGAGGCAAGGCUAGACUGGUCCAUAAUCACUUGAGAAUGAACAUAUCAUUGAGGUCCUCAGUCAAUGGCAGUGUCCAUCCUGACUACCUCCCAACUGAUGUCCUCUCUGAUAUCUCUCAUGUUGUGACAACACUGAAAACUAUGGUGUCAUGGCUUGAUAGGCCCCCAUUUGAAGAUAGCAGUGAUGAUUACCUGUUAAUGAGAAAUGCCUUUGUGAAACUUGGCUUGGAGCUGACCCAAGCAGCCUAUGAUGACAGUGAUAUCCUGGAGAGUGAAGAGAAGAUUUUAACAGUGUGUCGAAUGAUCUCAGACAAAUGUGAUCAUUUUAUCCACACAUCUAAGGAUCCUCUUACUCUUCAGCCAUGCUCUCUAGAGCUGGCAACCAUCAGGAAGAAACCUGAGGAGGAACUGGGUAUGCAUAUCCAGUCGUCAUACCUUGGCACGCACCUGAUAGGAGGGGUAAAGGACCAGUCUCCAGCUGACAUCUGUGGAAAAAUUGAGGAAGGAGAUGAAGUCAUCAUGGUCAAUUAUCAGAUGGUGGUUGGCUGGCAGCUGAAGAAAUUGGUACAGAUUUUGAGAGAGAAACCAAGAGAAGUCAUUCUGAUGCUUAAGAAACGUCCCAGACAUGCUAAUAUCUUCGGCCAGCCAACUAAUCGUAGGCGGCGCUCUCCAAACAAGAAGCCAUCCACAUUUCCCAAACUUCAGAAGAAGAGGUCUAGGGAAGACAAGAAUGUGAGAACCCCACUACCACCAAACUUCCUACACUCUGAGCAGGAGCAGCUCUCUCCAAGAGAGGUAGAAGAUGACAAUGAUGUGUUUCGCAGUGGUUCAGAAUCACCCAAUUUUGCACAGUUAGAUGCCAAACAGCGACGUGCAACAGUGAGUGGAGGGUCUCCCACCAUCAAGCGACCUUCAUUAAAACUCCAUGAACUAAAAGAAGGUCGUCCACGAGGGAACACCAUAGCAUCCCCAGAGGCAGAGACCGUCUAUGAUCUGUCUGAGGCCAGGGAGCAGAGAGACAAGAAAAGAUUGACACCAACUAAGAGUUUUGCAUUUGGUGAACACCUGGAGGAUAUUCACGGCAUAGACAGCCCAUUUGGCUCCCCAGUCAUACAGCGCAAAGAGAAUCAACUCAAGGUACCUUCCAAGUCCUCGCCCAAGGUAAAGAGAUCCCAAGAGGCAGCAGCCAGGGAGGUAGCUGGAGGUAUGGAUAGCAGUGGAUCGCCUCAGCUACUCACCAUCAGGAAGCUUGAUUCAGUGAAGAGGGCAGAGGCAAAUAAGCCCAGUGGUAAUGGCAAUGUGGCUGUAGAGACUCCACCCCCUGCACCCACUGACAGUAUAGCGGGAGACCAGAGCAGCAGCUAUACUGUGAAGAUAGUGGGUGGUGUUCUCCAGAAGGUGCCUGCUGUACCCGGUGCUGCCAAAGCUGAUGAUGAGUCUCCUGUGGUUCGAAGAAGACCAAAGAAAUCCUCCGCAAAAUCCAGAAUUGGAGGCAGCAGACGUAGAAUCUCAUGCAAAGACUUGGGCCAGGGAGACUGCCAGGGCUGGUUAUAUAUGAUGAGAGAGAAAGGUUUAUUUCACACCAGUGCAUGGGACAAAGUGUGGUGUGUGCUCAAACAACAUUAUGUUUACAUAUACAAGUCACCAGAGGAUCUCACUGCAAAAGUGUUCUUAGCUCUACCUGGCUAUGAAGUUUCCCCUAUACUUGAUAAAAGGAGGACUAAAAAGCAUGCCUUUAAGGUCCGUAAUGCUGGCUCAAGUUUCUCCUUUGCUUCUGAUCGCCAGGAAGACAUGGUUAAAUGGAUGAAUAAAAUGGGCCUUGCUGCCAUUAAUUAUGAUGCCAGUAACAUUGUGACGACAGCAGGACAUGUUAAUCUGGGAGAAAAAGCAGUGGGUGUGGAAAAUCCAUAUUGUGAACUGAGUGAAAGUGAUGAGAGUGACUCAGAAGGAAGAGGACCUACACAGCAACCCCGCCUGAUCAAACAACCCGCUGUCCUUGAUGACCAGCUGAGCCUGAUAUCUGAGGAGGACAGUGUUCUCAGCUUGAGGCUGAAUAACAGUGAAAGACAACAUUCCAAAGAUAACACUUCUCUUGUGGUUGUUGAAGAUAAUGAAGAUGGUAUAGUAGUGGACACUUCAGAGGGUAGAGCCACAUUGAGGAAAAAAGCCAAAGCUGGACAUGAUGACUUUAAAACUAUGUGUAAAAGUAUCCACAAUGCAGAUGUAGAUCUGGUGGGGGCUAAUCUCAAAGAUCGACGCACCAGUGCCCUGCAUGUGCUCCACAGUAAUAAGAGACAGAGCACGGACAUGAUGCAGGCAAAGAAACUACAGGCAUUGAGCAGAACAUUAAAGGCCAAAGAAAGUGAACUGAAUGACAUUGAAGAAUUGUUAAGAUCAUCGUUAUCUCCUCACAAACUGUUACACUUCAAAGAACUCCAUCCAGAAGUUAGUAGGCAUACAGAAUCCAAGAAAAAAUAUGAGGAAACGGACAUUUAAAAGAAGUCCAAGUUCUAUACUGGAGAUCUAUUAGUGUAUACCAAGGCUUUAUAAUACAUUAACAUGUACAGUUUUAUCUGUAGUUCAAGUAGGAUAAAUGUGGAUUGUAGGAUGUAAAACAGUAGUUUAAAUAUCAGGACUUUUCAUACAAUGUUAUGAAUUGUUUAAGAAUCCAUUGAACUAUUUGUUCACUUUUCAUACAUUGUUAUUUUCUUGUGAUAUUGGACAUGUAUGUAUAUUAAACAUUUGAUAUACAUAUUCUGGAUAAGCGGCUCAAGGUUACUUUGAGGCAUCCAUGCCAGGUAGGCUUUAGACAGAACAGCGCAAAUUCUAUCCAUUUAUGAUUUUUUCAUUAAAUUGAAAUUGAUUUUAUUGAUAUUUUGUAGUAGAGAAAUGAAGAUGCUCUUUUUUGCAAGGGUAAAACGUUUCUAAAUUUAUUUAUUGUUAGUGAAGUAGCGAUUUGAUAGUGGAACCUUUCUAUCAGAUAUAUUGCUUUGUCUUAUCUAUCUAUGGUAAAUCUUAUUCAGGAAUAUAUGUUUUGAAUAUAUAUUAGAAGGCACAUCAGACAAAAAUUACUUUUAUUCAUGUACAGAACAUAGUCAGUAGUGGCUCAAACUGUACUUAAAAUUAUAUUUGAAUGCCAUGUAGUAAAAUUUUUAAGUACUACUUCUGUGAUAAAAGAUAUAUCCAUGUUCUGCAAAAAAAA